Messenger RNA from Aspergillus tubingensis, 798 nucleotides. It is a transcript of the gene hapE, whose product is annotated as CCAAT-binding factor complex subunit HapE. Gene Ontology annotation, molecular function: DNA binding; protein heterodimerization activity; DNA-binding transcription activator activity, RNA polymerase II-specific. The transcript is spliced from 4 exons. Bases 1 to 798 code for a protein of 265 amino acids. Gene Ontology annotation, biological process: regulation of DNA-templated transcription. Gene Ontology annotation, cellular component: nucleus; CCAAT-binding factor complex. Lineage: Eukaryota; Fungi; Ascomycota; Eurotiomycetes; Eurotiales; Aspergillaceae. The record is from RefSeq and is a predicted model, not a curated record.
AUGGAGCAAACUGCACAAACCCCUGGAACACAGCAGGGCAGGCAGCAGCCUGUGUACGACACCCGAAAUGGUGGGCAUUAUGGUGCUAGCGCAGCGCUUUCUGCGCAAGGCUAUGCGCCUGUUGCCGAGCUCUAUACCGGGACAUGGGCGAAUGUCAACCAAGGCUUGCAAGGAACCGCCCGUGAUAUACUUACAACAUACUGGCAGCACAUCAUCAACCAUCUAGAAUCGGACAACCAUGAUUAUAAGAUACACCAGCUACCACUUGCUCGCAUCAAAAAGGUCAUGAAGGCUGACCCAGAGGUUAAAAUGAUAUCAGCGGAGGCACCAAUACUUUUUGCCAAAGGCUGUGAUAUCUUUAUCACUGAACUGACCAUGCGUGCAUGGAUUCAUGCCGAGGACAACAAGCGCCGUACACUACAGAGGUCUGAUAUUGCAGCAGCACUAUCAAAGUCUGAUAUGUUCGAUUUCCUCAUUGAUAUAGUACCUCGCGAGGAGGCCACGUCCCAUGCGAAGAGGUCUAGCCAGACAGCUGGAGCUUCUGCAGGCGUUCCUGGCCCCGCAGGAGCCACCGGCCAACUGCCACCAUCUCAACACGGUGUUCCCCAUCACAUGCCUCCGCCGGACUAUAGUACCCUGGGUCAGCAUGGGCUCCAAGAUCAAGAGUAUCGGCCGCCGACGAUGUAUGCUGGAGCUGUGCAGUCUGACCCCACGGCUGCCUAUGGUCAGCAUCAGCCUCAAAUGUUCGAAGGAAUGUAUGCAGCAUAUCCGCAUCUGCCACCUCAGCAGGUAUGUUAA